Molecule: messenger RNA, 432 nt
Organism: Angiostrongylus costaricensis
Lineage: Eukaryota; Metazoa; Nematoda; Chromadorea; Rhabditida; Metastrongylidae
Source: the annotation of a GenBank genome assembly
AUGCUCAGCACCAUAUCUAUCAUUAGACCUCAUGUUCGGGUUGAGCGACGAGUGUGGGUGACGAGACGGAUUCGGGUGCUUAGGCGCUUGAAGGAACCGCGGCCCCUUCGCGUACCACCCGGACCGCUCUGUUCGAAACCCCGUACACUGACCCACGCCCAACCCGUGCUAGGCACCAACCACCCGUUUCAUCUCUCCACCGUAUUGCUCGCACUCUUUGCCGGCGAUUUGUGUCAUCUCUCCGACGGGCUGCGCUCUGUAGACGCGACAUUGUCGUAUGUCUCUGCUCGAACCCUCGCUCUAUAUGAAGCCCGUCUGUCACAGCACUCCAUCCAGAUGCGUACAUCCUCAACGCUUCAACGUCGCGAGUCUCCAGAUUGUCGCCGACUCUCCACCUCGCUCACCGUCCUUUCCUCUGCAGUCGUGUGCUGA